Messenger RNA from Ziziphus jujuba (common jujube), 2699 nucleotides. RefSeq names its product probable serine/threonine-protein kinase At1g01540. Gene Ontology annotation, molecular function: protein kinase activity; ATP binding. Lineage: Eukaryota; Viridiplantae; Streptophyta; Magnoliopsida; Rosales; Rhamnaceae. Bases 295 to 1767 code for a protein of 490 amino acids. Gene Ontology annotation, biological process: protein phosphorylation. The transcript has 7 exons. The record is from RefSeq and is a predicted model, not a curated record.
UCUCUCUCACACAAAGGCUUUAAAUUCUCUGUUUACUCUCUCUGUCCCUCUAAAACGCUUUCUAUGAUUCACUUCGUCUCUCUAUUCCUUUGAUUCUUUCUCUCUCUCUCUUUUUUUUUUUUUUUCCCGUUCGCCGGAAACUUCAAUAUUCCGUUCCUGUUGAUUUUCCGGGACCAAAUGCCGGCGAACCCACAACUUCCCGAUCCCACUCGACCUCACAGCGCCUUUUAAUCUCUCUCUCUUUCUGCUCAAUCUCUGUUCUUGUCUCUAAAGCGGAAAAAGAACGACACAACGAUGUCUGUCUACGAUGCAGCGUUUGUGAACUCGGAGCUCUCAAAACCCACCUCGAUAUUCGGACUCCGACUCUGGGUGGUCAUCGGAAUUUUCGUGGGUUCACUAAUCGUCCUCACCCUCUUCCUCCUCUCACUCUGCCUCACCUCUCGCCACCGAACCAAGCAGCACAAAUCCAAGUUGGGGAAGAACAACGCCGCCGCUAGGGACUCGCCGACGCCGGUAAUUUCCAAGGAAAUACAGGAAAUCGUGCACCACCCGCAGCCCGAAAUCCACGUGGAGAUCGGGAAGCCGGAGCACCGGGUCGUGGUGUUCUCGGACAGGGCGUCCAGCGGUGAGAGCAGGGGGACCAUGAUGAGUGGGUGCGAAACAGCGUCGUUGGGGAGCGGUGGCAACGUGGGGCCCGGGGUGUCGCAUCUUGGUUGGGGUAGAUGGUACACUCUGAGAGAGCUUGAGGCGGCGACUAAUGGGUUGUGUGAGGAAAAUGUGAUUGGGGAAGGUGGGUAUGGGAUUGUGUAUCAUGGGAUUCUUGUUGAUGGAACCAGAGUUGCUGUGAAGAAUCUCUUGAAUAACAGGGGUCAAGCUGAGAAGGAAUUUAAAGUGGAGGUUGAAGCAAUUGGGCGUGUGAGACAUAAAAAUCUUGUAAGAUUGCUUGGAUACUGUGUUGAGGGUGCAUACAGGAUGCUUGUUUACGAGUAUGUUGAUAAUGGUAAUCUGGAUCAGUGGCUUCAUGGGGAUGUUGGUGAUGUCAGUCCACUAACAUGGGAGAUCCGUAUGAACAUUAUACUUGGAACUGCAAAAGGUUUGGCCUAUCUCCAUGAGGGUCUUGAACCUAAGGUUGUCCAUCGUGAUGUAAAAUCCAGCAACAUUCUACUUGAUCGUCAAUGGAACUCUAAAGUAUCGGAUUUUGGUCUUGCUAAGCUCCUGUGUUCUGAGAGGAGUUAUGUGACAACUCGUGUGAUGGGAACCUUUGGUUAUGUUGCACCAGAAUAUGCUUGCACUGGGAUGCUUAAUGAAAAGAGUGAUGUUUAUAGUUUUGGAAUUCUUAUCAUGGAGUUAAUUACUGGAAGAAGCCCUGUUGAUUAUAGCCGACCUCAAGGAGAGGUUAAUCUCGUUGAGUGGCUGAAAAUCAUGGUUGGAAACAGAAAAUCUGAGGAAGUGGUAGAUCCAAAGCUGCCUGAGAUGCCAAGUUCUAAAGCACUUAAACGUGCUUUGUUGGUUGCUCUUAGAUGUGUCGAUCCUGAUGCAACAAAAAGACCAAAAAUGGGGCACGUGAUCCACAUGCUUGAGGCAGAUGACUUACUAAUUCGUGAUGAACGCAGAAUCGCCAAAGAUAUUUCCCAAUCUCAUCAUGAUUAUCAACAGGACAAUCAUGUUUUUGUGAAGAUAGGUGAUAAACAAUCGGAUGAUGGAACUUCUGAUACAACUGAAGGUGAUGGUGAUAGGAAAUAUCCUCAGCCAACAAGGUGGAGAUAAUGCCAUUGGAGGAUUAGGUGACUAACAGAUUAAUUUCUAGUUUUUUGAAAGCUCAUUUUACCUUCUCCUUUUACACCAAGUAUUUUUCGCUGUACCUUCAAUUCCAGAAAACAAUAAUUUGCAUAUGUUCUAUGCCUAGAUACAUAUCUUUUCAGAUGUACCCUGCAUCAAAAUAGGAUGCAUUAGUAGAAUUUUGAGAAAUUCAUUCAUCAUUCUUAUAGGAAUUAUAGGUCAUCAAUAUCCUUUUGUUUGUAAAACAAGACAUGUGUUGAUAGUGCUACACUAAAAAAUACGUUCUUUCUCAGUGUUUACAUGAUAAAAAGUAAAUUAUCUGUAUCUCCUCAAAACUUUGAUUGUCUCUUUUCUACCUCCAUUAAGAAAUUGAUUACUCAUCAUGCUUGGGCUUCCAACUUUUUGUUACAUCACUGCCAGCCUCAAAAAAACUAGAUGGGCAUGAGUGGUGGGUCCAAUUCCCAGCUACUUUCAUAGAAGCACUAAGAUUACAUCCACAUCAAGCCAACUUCAAAUUUGGAUGGUUCUGCAAAAUGGACCCAGUAGCCAGCUAAUUGAGUUGAAACUUCUGCUGCAGUCUCUAAUUCAUGUGCUCUUCCUUGUCCUUAUUGGGGUUAGCAAGGCAGGGCAAACCCAGAUCUGGAUUGGAAAUUGGGGGGUCAUGGAUUUUUGUUUUCUCAUCAAUGCCAGAACAUGCUGUUGCUAUUGGGCAGCUUCAUUAAUGUUGACAUAUUGUUGCCAUAAAUGAUUAAGGUGGCCUUGGAUGUUUAUGGGGGGUUGCCCUUUUUGUCCCUUGUUGUGCGGCCUGCAAUUAUGCUAGCUUUUGGUUGAUUUCUUAGGGAACUGGUCUUAAUUCUUCCAAACUGUUUGAUGAGCACAAUUAUGCGUCUGUAGAUUAUAAUAUUUUUGGCUUUGUUCUA